AUGAGCUCGCUAGUCUCCAAAGCCUUCGACCCCCAACCUCAACACUCAACCCCUUCCAACAUGCCCACGAUAUCAACAAACAUUCCGCGCACGGAUCGGCCUCGUUGGACUCCUCCGGGCCUAAGGCAGCAACAACCCGACAACUCCGCAGGCUGCUUCCACAAACGCCCCUAUCGUCACCACCCGCACCAACUCUUACGGCGUCCACGACAACAUCCAUCAACAUCGCCACCGGUGACCACAUUCCUGAUACCCCGACGCCUCAGCCGACGUCCCCAUCACUUCUAUAAUCUCUGCCACAGCACCCGCGACGGCGACUUUGACAACGACUACUACCUCUUCAACGCCACCACCGGCGAGAACACUCACGACGUCGACCACCACAUUCACCGAAUCCACCCCCAAAACAAGUGGUGUAGACUCGAUCCCAGCCUGUCCUCAUUUCGAUCGCAUAUUCACCUCGCACGUCAGCCUGACUGGUCACCUGCGAGUUCAUCACAUAGCGACUGGCAAACCAGUGCCUGGAGCACCGACAUGCGUCCACUGCGCCCACUUCAAUUGCUCACACCGCCCAUGCGCACUCAGUCACGGCAUAGGCCUACUCGGCCACAUGCGCACCCAUGA
This is a messenger RNA of Spirometra erinaceieuropaei, 624 nucleotides long. Lineage: Eukaryota; Metazoa; Platyhelminthes; Cestoda; Diphyllobothriidea; Diphyllobothriidae. The record is from the annotation of a GenBank genome assembly.